CUAAUAUGGCGCACAAGUUGACAAAGCUUUGACAGUUUUUAGUUUAGAUUUAUGGUUUAUUUUAUGGAACGAUGUAUACGUUACCGAAUUUUUGUCGUGUGUGUCUGAAAUAUGAUAAAAACCUUAUCGAUCUGGCUCAUAUCGAGAAUGAGCCCAGCGAAACGCUGCUAAGCAAACUGCAGAAAGUUUGUGCAGAAGUGGAAUGGAACGUUUUCAAGCCGCUUCUGUGCCAUCCGUGCAUAAAACGCCUAAACAUCGCGUACGGUUUUAAAAAACAAUGUCUGCAAGCGUCGAGUGUGUUAAAAAACUACGUACAACUAGUUAGGGACAAUCAAAAGAAAAAAGAGUCCAGCACGGGCGCAAAGGUGUUGGACGGUGUACCGCAAGGCUCGUUUAUGAUACUACCCAACCAAAAGUACGUGAAAAUAUUAGUGGGCACACAGAAUCAAGCAGGGGGUGCCAAUUCCUUUCAAAACGUGUUCCUCAACCUAAUCCCUGCCACAACCACACCGACCACAACAGACACCAAAACGAAGGACACCAACCAAAAUGUUUUCCUCAAUCUUAACAGCACGUUUCAGAAAUUCAUCCCCUUAACGCCCACUGGUGAUUCUGCUGCUAAGAAAGAAAAUAAAAAUCUAAACCAACUAUUAACUGAGUCAAAAAGUGAAGAAUUGAGUGUGGAAUUGAACCCCCUUGACUUCACAGGUCUUGAAGAUGAAGAUGAGGAUGAUGAAGAUCAAGAAGAUACUGAUGACUGGGAUGAAGUUAUAUCUCCAACCAAAAUUGACUCAAAGACAGAGGAGAAUGGGGUUAACGGCAAUAAUAAACAAAAAUUUGUUCCCAUCCUUCCCAAACAAGAGGAUUUCUUUAGUUCAGGUCAACAUUUCCUCUCCCCACACUUGGAUAUGGUGCCCGAUAAGUUUUCUUGUGAGCGAUGCUCGAAAACUUUCCCUUCAAUGGUAAGACUUAAGAACCACAUCAAAAUGUUCCAUCUGGGAAAAUUACCGUUUAAAUGCGACAUUUGUUAUCUGGAAUACGCGACGCGAACUGACUAUGAUCUUUGCGUUAAAGGCCACAAAAUCCAAAUGGCCAAAAACAAACAACAUUACAACAAACGCCAAUAUAAAGCAGCCGACAUCUCCGAGGAGGAUUUAAAACCCAACGAGACCGGAGAUUACGUUUGCGAUAUUUGCAAGCGCUUAUUCAGCAGCUCAACAGGUUUACUGCGACACAAAGUUCGUAAACACAACCAGAAGAACAAAAAGAAGUACUUUAUUAAAGGGGUGAAAAACGCGCGGUGCGAUAUAUGCAACAGAGAGUUUUCCACUCAGUCUUACAUGCAGCUGCACAGGAAACUUCACAUGAGGGACGAUGUGGGGUACAAAUACAAAGUGUUUGGCAAAAGUAAGUAUGGGAUGGCUGAAGAAAACGCCAAGGAAGAAGAAGAAGAAGAAGGGGAUAAAACGUCGGAAAGCAUCGACGUGACCCCAGACAUCGUCAUGGAUGAUGAUAGCGAUAAAGAAAUCGACGAAAGUGAGGUUAAGGAAGAGGAUGACGAUGAAGAUCGUUUGAAAAUGGACGAAAGUGAGGUUAAAUCGGAUCAAAAGGAUGAAGAUGACGAGUUGGAGGGGGAAGUCGAAAGACGUGACGACAAAAUGGACGGAAAUGAGGAAGAAGAUGAAGAUUCCGAUGAAAAUCGUUUAAAAAUGGAUAUCGAGAAUGGCGAUGUAUCGGAAAAUGAGGAAAAUAAUGAAGAAGAGACGUUAAGUGAGGAAAAUUAAGGAAACAUUUUUAUUAACAAUUAUUAUCGGAAUUCGGAAUUGUCGUCGAUGUAAAAAAAGUCUGUAAAAUUCGAAUGUAAUUUAAUUUUUUUAUCACGCUCAUAUGACACGUUUUGUUUAUGUAAUUUUAUGGUAUUGUUGAAACAAACAAACAAAAUUUCUCGAGGAAAAAAUAAGAAUACCCUCUGUUAUUAUUAAUAUUUAGCGUUAGUUUGUUAUUUUAAAGAUUAUAUUAUAAGCAUUAAGAUUUUAUAUGCCUACUAUUAGACUUAAGACUCAACUACAUAUAUCAUUUUCGUUCUCUUCUCCUGUAUAUAUGAUAUCAUUGAAAUGAGCAGGCUUAUUGUUUAUUUUUUUUUAUAUACA
Brassicogethes aeneus is the source of this 2150-nucleotide messenger RNA. The record is from the annotation of a GenBank genome assembly. Lineage: Eukaryota; Metazoa; Arthropoda; Insecta; Coleoptera; Nitidulidae.